Molecule: messenger RNA, 3590 nt
Organism: Carassius carassius (crucian carp)
Lineage: Eukaryota; Metazoa; Chordata; Actinopteri; Cypriniformes; Cyprinidae
Product: ceramide synthase 1-like
Exons: 7
Coding region: 776-1855 (359 amino acids)
Biological process (GO): ceramide biosynthetic process
Cellular component (GO): membrane
Molecular function (GO): sphingosine N-acyltransferase activity
Source: RefSeq, a predicted model, not a curated record
AAGAUCCGGUUGACACGAGCACAAGGACAUCAUCUGCUUUUUAUGCUCACUAACCUCAACUUCUUCACAGCGCGGCGCGUCUGUCGCUUCUCACGGGAGACUUUAGCUCAAUUUUAGACACAUAUUCAUAGACAUUUGUGGGUUUUUUUUUUGUUUGUUUUCGUUGUGCGUUUGUGAAUAUAUCAUAUGCAUUAGGCUACAUACGGAGCGAUUUUGUGCGCAGGUUUAUUUGAGUCUAUUCAUUUGGCGAUUUUUAUUUCUACCUGUUUUCUAUAUUCGACCCACAUAUGGACAUACUGUGGGAUGAUUUCUCCUUUAAACCUCUCGACAUGAGAUGAAACCCAGAGGAGAUGCUAUAUAUACAAAAUAACGAAAAGAAGAGGACGCGCUAUUUUGGCACAUGAAUUGGACACACAUCCCAUGCGCGGACUAUAACGAGGCUGGUUAUCGUUUUUAUGAACCUUUUGUUUCAGGAUUGCUCAGAAUCCUUAAAUUGUAAGCCAUCAUCUCAAAUUUAUAAUACACUAAUAUAGGAUGCUAAAUCAUAUAUUGUGCGGUUUUGUAACCAUACUGUAAGGGAGGAGUUAUAGUGAAUAUUAUAUACAGAGAAGAUUUCCUGUUAUAGGCUAUUUAAGCAGAUGAUGGUGGCACACUAAAUCCAUUAACACCCCAAUGGCUGACAUGGCAUAGGCCUAUAUGCAGUAUAUUAUAUAAAAGAAUCUCUCCCACUUAGUGGCUUGUCAUUAUAGCAAAUAUUGCAGUAUUUUUUAAUAUAAUGGACACCAAUCACAUGGAUGAUGGUUCCUCCAGCAAUGGCAUGGAGAUGGAGAUCAUGCCUAGCUAUAUGGAGUUCAUCAUCAGAGCUUAUUCAGUCAUGUUCAGUGCCUUUAGAGACUGUAAAGACUGCGGCCUGGAGCUGUCCAGAAGAACCUUGCUGGAUCAUGCAUACAUAUCAUGGAUGGAGAUCUUCAUGUUCCUCAUGUGCGCGGUCAUGUGGACGAAAUUGCGCAGGAGACUGACCAUGUACGUCUUUGAGCCUUUUGCACAAUGGUGUUGUAUCCAACCUAAAGAUGUCUCGAAGAUGCCGGAGAGUGCGUGGAAGCUGGUCUUCUACACAAUGUCGUGGUCAUACAGCACUUACCUUUUGUUUUUCACUAGCUAUUCCUUCUUUCAAAACCCCCCAUCUGUGUUUUACGACUGGAAGAGUGGGAUGUCGGUUCCCACUGAUAUUACAAUAGCUUACCUAAUCCAGGGUAGCUUCUAUGGCCACUCCAUAUAUGCCACCAUCUACAUGGACGCCUGGAGGAAGGACUCCCUUGUGAUGGUGGUGCAUCACUUUAUCACUCUGGCCCUGAUCACAUUCUCCUAUGCCUUCAGAUACCACAACAUUGGCAUUAUCGUCCUCUUUCUUCAUGACAUCAAUGACGUUCAGUUGGAGUUCACCAAACUCAACGUUUACUUCAAGACCCGGGGAGGAAAAGAGUACCUCAUCAAUGAUGUCCUGUCCAACAUGGGGGCCAUUAGUUUUAGCAUCACAUGGUUUUGGUUCCGUUUGUACUGGUUCCCCCUUAAAGUUCUAUGGGCCUCCUGCAUCACCAGCAUCCAGUCGGUUCCCGAAAUCCCUUUCUAUUUCUUCUUCAACACACUCCUGUUUGCCCUGCUCCUCAUGAAUAUCUACUGGUUCCUGUUCAUUGUACUGUUCGUGGUGAAGGUCCUGACGGGCCAGAUGAAGGAGGUAAAUGACGUCCGGGAGUACGAGGACGAGGACCUAAAGGAGAAAAAAGACACUAAUGAUCAGAUGUCUACUGAAGGGAAACACGUGCAGAACGGGAUCACAAAGAAGAAACAUCUAUAACGUCUAGGUGCUGCCACCUGCAGGCACCUACUGAUGACUGCAAGGUACUUAUAUGACCUUGUUUGAUUGUAACCCUAGAAUGCCAAGGUGCUUGGACAGUUAUAAGAAGAAACAAUAUUGACCAUCAUUUGUGUUUUAUCUCUAUUGUUUUUUUAACUGUAAUCAUAGCACUGUGAUUGUUAUCUCUCUUGUGUAUUUCAUUAUUUUUUUGUUUUUGUUUAGUUAAAUGAGUGACCUUUCACUGAUAAUUAGAAACUUACGGCAUAUAUCUCUACCCGUGAGAAACAAACCCAUGCAUUUUGGAGAACAGCGGAAACCAUGAAAACCAGGUUUUGUGGUCGUCGACUACAGUUUUUUUUUUUAGAUUUAGACCACUGUUUUUGUCAUUCUGCUGUAUCUAUUUUCAUUCCAGGAGUGAAAGAGUUAAAAUAGUUAUACAUAACUUGUUGUAGUGAGUACUAGUGGAGUGGUUCUCAGAUUGACAGUCUGAUCUGAAAAACAGGAAAAGGAACAUUUAAAUGGGUAUAAUGUUAAAUGCAAAUUAUAAAAUGCAAUUAACUAUGUAAUCACACAUAGUUAGGGGAGUGAAGAAAAACAAAAUCUUACCAUACCUUUUGUUGUUUGCAUCAAAGGAGAAGAUGUGCGUCCAAUCACUCAUCAGUAUUUUGGCACAACUUCAUGUUAAUCCAUCACUUUCAGAGUGUGGGCUUUAGAAGUCCAUUGUAAUAUUAACACUUUUCAAUUUUAAGGAAUUUAAACAACAAAAAAGUGCAAUACACAAUACUGUAUAAUACAUAAUAUAAUAUUAAAAUCAGUAUCCUGUUGAUCAGUACCUCAAAACCAUCUGAGAACCUCUGUUUUAGUACAUCAGCUGUCUUGUUUAGUACUACUAAUUUGAAGUUAUCCAACUAACUUGGUUACAACUACAAAUCAGCCUGACCUGCAUCAAUCAAAAUCAUGUUUGUACAGUAUUACCGUGUUUGAAUGUACAGGAGAAUCUCUUUCAAUGUUUGGAUUACAAUAAUACUGAUUGCAUUCCUUCCGUCGAUUAUUAUUACUGUUUUUUUCCCGCUAGCAACCGUUAUUGUAAUGGCGCGAACUAAACUAGCUUCGGAUUGGCUAACAUCUUCCAGACGCUAUAUUCGUGUUUAUUUUACAAAAAUAUAGAGCGAGAACUUAUAAUUAAUAGUGAAUGAUUAUUAUUCAGUCCGACAUUUUUUUUUUUGUUGCUGCCUAUACUCAAAUUAAUCAAAGUAAUUAUGCAGAUGUUGUAUUCAGGAAUGCAUGAUAUUUGAGAAUAUGUUGUAUUAAACUAAUCUUACGACAAAAGACCAAAUGGAACUGAUAUUAUCUCUCGCGACGUAUUAAUUACUCCAAAACUAUCGCAAUACUUGAAUAGUUGAUUUGCCUACUGUAUCAAAAGUCCAGUUGUGGAAGAAGCUCAUAAUCUUCGCGCACAAAUGCUAAUGAGGUUUGUGCGUCGUGUUGUGGUCACGUCUUCCGUUCAUGACGCAAGCUUGAGCUAAGAGCUAGCCGCUUAUGAUUUUGUUUUUGGGUGAAAUAUUUAACGCAAUUAAUACCGCUGCUGCUGUGUUUUCUGUGUACACGUCCAUUGUUUUUAAAGCAGCCGUUUAUAAUGGUACUGGCAAAGGAGCUGAGUCAUUUUCUAAUCUUUUAUUAUUUUUACCCGUCAUGUCAAAUCACUGAAGAAAAACGAUGUUGUUAAAUGUUGACC